Phytophthora nicotianae INRA-310 is the source of this 3534-nucleotide messenger RNA. RefSeq lists its product as hypothetical. Lineage: Eukaryota; Oomycota; Peronosporomycetes; Peronosporales; Peronosporaceae. The transcript is spliced from 3 exons. Gene Ontology annotation, molecular function: protein binding. Bases 1 to 3534 code for a protein of 1177 amino acids. The record is from RefSeq and is a predicted model, not a curated record.
AUGGAGAAGGUGCAGCAGCAGCAGCAUGUGGAAGAUGUGGGGCGGUUGCUGUUGCAGACACAGGAGCAGCUUCGUGUAAUGCGAGAGCAGAUGACGGCAGCUGCAGCGGCAGUGGAGGCCAAUGCAUCGCCAAUGCGUCACAGUGCUAUAGUGACAACAGCUGAGGUGCAGGCUUUCAACGCGAUUCUGCAGCAGACGGAGACGGAGCUUCGCUCCAAAGCGGAACUCGUGCUCAAUGGAAUGGUCAACAGCAGUAACAAUGCACAAAACAAUCAGACUCAGAGUGGAAAUUUUCUUCCUGCUGUCACGGUUGCUGCUCUGCCGUCGACCAAGCACCGAAGUGGAUACAAUGGAGCUAAUAAGCCUAGACAAAUGGACGCAAGCUCGAUUCCUAUGGAAUUCUUUCGAGAGCAAUUUCGAAACAGUAGCGUUGAAAUUCGCCAGUCUUUGAUGCCGUCACCUGAGCCUUGGCAACGACAUUUCGGAGUUCAUCACGGUCGUCUCAUGCGUAAGAAAACCACUCAACACUGUCGUCUAUUGCCUAGUGUCAACAAAGUUGAUCCAAGCGCACCGGCACCGGAAUUGCGCGAGGAGGAUGCCAAGCACGGUGUUUUAAACUUGGUCACACGCGGGUUCCUCCCUGCAUACGCAGAUCUAACUCCAGCCUUCGCAGGACCAAAUGGUACGAGCAAUGGCUCUUGCGGUGGAAUUAUGAAGCAACGAGCGACUCGAAUCUACGACCGCUCCGAGCAAGCAGUGCGGUCUACUCCUUUUACGCAGUCUACAGGGUAUAACCUGGCAUCACUGAAAUUCGAUCUUUGCGCUCCACCAACACCCCCACCUCCUAUACCUGAAUCUAAGGACCUGAUGCCUCCUGAAAGCACAACAAGAAGACGAAGCGUAAGAAAGAGUUCAGCUGUACAAGGCCCCAACCGAGUUACGAUGUCGUUCCCGAAAUCUGGCAACAAAGUGAAGAAUAGUCGAUCUGCUCAUCAAACUUCGUUAAUGUCAGCUGCAGUCGCUGCCUUCACGAACCAGGGCGAAGACAUGGACAACAACAGAGGCCGUUUCAGUGACGACGACGUCUCAGAUGAGGAUCAGGAAAACGAUGAAAAUGGCAAGGACGAAGACGCUGAGAUGGAGGAACUGGGCGCAAAUGUCGAUAAAAUCCGUGGUUACAACGAGCUGUUGGAUGCGUAUAGCUUACAUCAGUUUUUGAUUCACAAGGGACGAACCAUGCGAGACACACCCGAGUUUAUUUCGUUCCGCCGCGUGGCACAAGAACUUUGGGGUAGUGUCGAAGAAGCAUUACGAGCGCUGGAGGCUCUGCUGACCCAGUAUUUCGUGCCACUGGCUUAUGUUGAUGGUCAACGAUUGCUAGCACUCGCAGGUACCGGUCAGCCUCGAUUCUCCAAACGUGAACUUUUAUCCUGCAUCGUGAAUGAAGACCAGAUUAUGUCAGUGUUGCGACGUCCAGGCCAGCGGUAUAAAGGGAGAGAUCGUAAACGCCGUGCUGCUACUACAGUCCAAGCCUGUAUCCGUAUGUGGUUAGUCCGUCGGCGGUAUGCGAGAUCUCGAGCCAGUGACAUCAACGCGACCAAAAUUCAGCUAGCGUGGCGAGCUUACAGUUGCCAUACAGCUCUCAAAACUCGACUACGAGAAGUUCGUCGAGAGAAACUCGAGAAAUGGGAGAAAAGGAUGUGCACCCUAAAGUCUCAGUGGUCACAAAUCGCAGCACGCCGGCGUGUUGUGGUUCACGUGCCGUCGUUAUCCCUUGAUGAGCAUUAUCGUCUAAGUGCUGAGAAUUUUGCCGUACAGCAGAAUCUUCAACUUACUCGAGUGUGCGCUGUUGCACUGGACUCGAACGUGGACCUGCUAGUGUAUGUGUCGCCGUUCGAGCUCACAGCGGAUGUUUUACAGUAUUUCCUCAAACUGCUGCAACUUGGUGGUCUUGUGGACAGCGGACCUCGUGUCAAGUUCGUUUUUCCAGAGCAAUCCACACGUUUUCCAGCGCAUUUCUCGCUCUCGUCGUUGCUUCUCUACUCGCCUCAUUGUUUGCGACGAAUCCGACACUACACUACUGGCAAAGAAGCUUACCUUGUGAUGGGGCUACCUGGUGCUGAAGAUCAACGACUGGCGAUUGCUCUGGAUCUGCCGAUCCUCGGUGCCCCACCAGCUCAAGCUCUGCCGUUGCUCACUCGCUCGGGUGGCAAGCGGCUAUUGAUCCGAGCUGAUGUAAAUGUCCCCAAUGGCACCUACGAGUUGUACGAUGAACACGAACUCUGCGCAGCGCUUGCUAAACUGGCUAUCGCUCACAUGGAUCAACCGAAGUGGCUGAUCAAGCUUGACUAUGAUCCUCUUGGAGUGGGCGAAGCAGUCGUUGAUCUGUCAAACAUUCAAGCGAUGCGAGAGUUGCGUCGAGAGAAGCGGACACCCGAGUAUUGGCGCCAACCGGGGCCUCGUGAUGCAGCGGCGAAGAUGAUUCUGGCUGAACUAGAGCGUCCGGGGAUGCUAGCGAGACUUGCGGCGCCCAUGCACUCCGAAAUGUUCCCAACAUGGCGAGACUACAUCGAUGCUGUCGGCCAUUUCGGUUGUGUCAUUGAAGCUGUGCCCCCUACAGCCAUUGCUGCGUCUCCAGAGGCAUCAACAGCGCUGGUGGAACCGGCUUACGUACGUGCAAACUUGUUUGUUGAUCCGGAUGGCUCCGUACACGUCACGUCGACGCAGAAUGUGCUGGCAACUGGAGGUGGCGGGCUGAACCGGAAGACUGUGGCGUUCACGUUUCCUCAGACUGCAGCACCGCAUGAGGCGAUUAAGGGUGCAUGCAACGCUGCCGGGAAGUUGCUAGUGGAGACGAAUGUCUGGGGCUACGUCAGUUUGGACUUCGUGGUCUUCCAGGAUGAAAAGAGCAACGGUGCACCACGUCUAUGGGCUCUCGCCGUACACCCUUUCCUCACAGAUUCAGCUGCCAGCUUCGCUUGCUUCCACUUGCUCGCUCGCGGUGUGUUGGAUACCAAUUCAGGUGCCUAUCGAGUGGCAAGCAAAUCACUGACGACAGUCACCGGACGGAACGGAAGUGGCUGCACUACGGACUUGUUGUUGCGUGAAGCUUCACUGGCCAAAGAUUCGCUCGCAGGAGCUCCGCGGUGCUUCGUGGUGUGCUCGUACGUGUUCCAUCCGCACGUGACCACCAUGCAGUACACAGCUUUCUUCCACGCCUGUAGGUUACAUGGCGUGUGCUUCGACGUGGAGAGAACACUAGGCACACUCUUCCUGCUCGCAGAUAGUCUCACAGCAGGCGUCUUCGGCGUCUUGAGCAUUGGAGAGACUAUGGAAGGAGCUCUGGCGUUCCUGCGUACAGCACUGGAAGUUAUCGGUCGAGAAGCUGGCUCGACUAUCAACAUGGUUUCGUCUCCAUCCCGACCCGUAUCAGGGCGUAGUGGUAACUUCGCCCAGGUGUUGUCUGCUGUCCGAGCAUCUACAGGCGGCGGCAAGAGCGACAGACUUGGGAAAAUGCAGCGACGACGCCGAUAA